Molecule: messenger RNA, 3080 nt
Organism: Argiope bruennichi
Lineage: Eukaryota; Metazoa; Arthropoda; Arachnida; Araneae; Araneidae
Product: exonuclease mut-7 homolog
Exons: 19
Coding region: 217-2712 (831 amino acids)
Biological process (GO): nucleobase-containing compound metabolic process
Molecular function (GO): 3'-5' exonuclease activity; nucleic acid binding
Source: RefSeq, a predicted model, not a curated record
CAUUGCGCAACUUUGUUUUCAAAUAUCCGGCAAUCGCAAUCGAGAAGAUUACAUAUAUCAGUAAUCUUCUCCGUUAAUUAUUGAUAAUUUUUAAAAACAUUAUGUGUUUUUAUAACUUAAAGCGUAUUGCAAAAUUUGAAAGUCUUUCUUUAUAACUAUUGGAAAGUUUUGUUAACCCUUUGAUUUUUUUUAACGGAACAUCAAAACAAAGCUGUGAUGCAAAAUCCAGAAAAUAAACCAUCUACUAUUCCAUAUCCUUAUAUAGCAACUUUAGAAGACCAUUUGAAAAGGAAUAAAACACUAAAUAAUGUUCUAUUCAAUAUAUUGGACAAGCAAACAAAUCAAUUUUCUUUUGUUAUGGACCUCUUUUAUAACAGUCAUCAGAAAUAUCCCAAGAAGGGAAAACCUGGUAAACUACCCAUUGCCAUCCUAGAAUCUUUUAAAGAUUGGUGUAAAAGUAGAAAUAUUUCAAAUUUACCAACAAAAAGACAAAAAAUUGAGGCAUUGAACAAAGUAUUGCUGUUUUCAAGUGCUAAUUGUAUUAAACUCGUUUGUGAAAUUUUUCAUUUAGAAGAAGAAAAAGAACAUGUGAAAUAUGUUGCAAGCCGUUUGUUGUCAGAAAAGAGAUUUAUGGCGGGAUACCAUCUUAUAUCAGCUUUAAAUCUAGAAAGUGAAAUUCCAUUAGAAAGUUGUGUUUUUCCAUUGUUCUUCCUUGGACAUGACUCAUGUGUAAAGGCUUAUUUGAACAAGACUCCACAUUUGCAAUCCCAUUUCAUUAGGACUCUGGAUAACUUAAGUAAAAAUGGAUUUGUUCUUCGGGAGUUUGUUGAUUCUUUGGGCAUUGAAAGUGUCAAACCAAAGGGCAUGAUAAUUGAUACAAAAUGGGUUCUGAAAAGAUUUCCAUCCCUCAUCGAAUACUUCAAUAUUAACAUUAAGGACUGUCCGAACUUGUAUCACACCCGAGUCGGUGGAGCUAUGGCAUAUCUGUUUCGUAGGAUGUAUUAUGAAGAGUCUAUAGAUUAUGAACCUUGGGAAGAGAUGAUGUUUGACACUGUGAAAGACCAUUUGGGUGUUCAAAAGGCGCUUUUAGUUAAAUUAAUAAACAUCAAUGAAUUUGCUGUUGCCUUUAGAUUUGCAGAACUCUUCAGAAUGAACAAGAAUGAUUGGCCUGAUAUUAUGAAAACUGUGCCCUAUCCUGGACCUAUAUUCCCUAUAGUGAAAACAAAUCCAAUUCCUGAUAACUACAUUGAUUAUCUAGCAUUGCGACUCAAUCGAUCUGAUGUUCAUUUGGUGGAUACUCCAGAAAAAUUGAUAGAAGCUGUAGAUGACAUAUCAGAAAAUUAUAAUAUGGUUGGUUUAGACUGUGAAUGGAAACCUAGCCUUGGUAUUUUCAAAGAAAAAGCAGCUUUAUGUCAGCUUGCCGUAUGGGAUUCAGUUUACCUUUUUGACAUUUUAGCCUUAAAGGAAUAUCAGUCUAAGCAAAUUUGGGAGUAUUUGCUCAGGAAGAUAUUUUAUAAUGAAGAAAUUACAAAACUAGGCUAUGGUGGCAUAAAUGAUUUAAAAGUUUUGAUAGAAACAAUUGGUUAUGAGAAGGAAAGUAAACAGGAUUACCGUAGUGUGGUGGACCUAUUAGCAUUUUUUAAAAAGCUCAAAACACAUUAUCCUGAAAUUUCUGAAGAGAUUGAAAAUUGGCAUCCUUCACUUGGUGAUGAUCAGAAAGGACUGAGUCAGCUUUGCAAAACUGUACUUGGAAGACCUUUAGACAAAGCUGAGCAGUUUUCUAAUUGGGAAAAGCGUCCUUUAAGAGAAAGGCAGAUUUUUUAUGCAGCUUUGGAUGCAUACUGUCUGUUGAUGAUAUAUGAAAAAAUAUAUCCAGUUUUGAAGAAACAUGGACUUGAUUUAAAUAAAGUUCUGCAAACAAAACAGACUCCUUUCAAGGCCCAAAAACCCAAAGCAGUAGUUCAAUCAAAGCUUUCAAAUGAACCUUUGGCUAUCAAAGAUUUUAAGGUUGUUGUUGAUACUACUGUUGGCGGUGUCACAAAAUAUCUGCGACUGUUAGGAGCUGAUGUUGUAACUUUGAAUGAAGGAGAUGAUCAUAUGCGUGCUGUACAGAUUGCUCAGUGUGAAAGGCGUGUUAUAAUAACUGCUGGUGCAGCAUACAAAAAACUGAGUGGUUAUGUUCCUCCUGGUAUGUGUUUUUGUGUGGAUAAUUUAUUAAUGGCCAAACAACAAGUUUCUCAAAUCUUGGACUAUUACAAAGUGGAGUGCCAGGAUUCCGAUAUAUUCUCACGAUGCACAAUGUGCAACGAAAGCAAUUACAUCCACGUCCAGGAUGAUGAGCUUCUUUCUCUCUGGACCAAGUUCGUGGGAUUUGACGCCGACAUGAAGACCAUCGGUAAAAAGAACAGCACUGUCUACCACUGCAGCAUCACUGAUAUGGAUGGUCGCAAUCACGAGAAUGUGCCCAUCCAGUUGGCAGCAUUCACACCUCAAGUAUUCGAGCACAUCCGACAGUUCUUAUUGUGCGCAGGCUGUGGCAAAGUGUACUGGGAAGGCAGCCACCUGUCGCGUGUAAAGAAGAGUAUGUCCCAGUAUGUAGAUGUCAGGAAUAACAACAAGAGUAUUUACAAAAGCCUUUUAGGAGAGUUUGGAAGUGAUGACGAAGAAAAAACUCAAGAAACAGCAGCAGUUGCGUCACAGAAUUCUCGCUAGCUCCGUUAUUUGUUCAUAUUUUCAAAAUUAAACAUAGCAGAUUGCAAAAUCGAAACAGAAGGAAAGAUGUUAUCUCUGGUGUUGUUGAAGAAAAAAGAAGAUGCCUCGUGAAAUAGUGCCGAGUCAUAUCGGAGGGGUGGGGGGGUGAGAAACUUUUACCUAUUUCUCCCCCUCUGCAACUGUUUCUGCUUAUGUGGAACGAAGAAAUUUUUCUCACUUUAUUUAAGAUAAGAGCAUAUGAUUUUAUUUGAACAAUUGUUUUUGAUCUCUUGAAAUUGUUGUAAUCCACAAAAAUACCUCAGUUCAUGAAUUUAUUGUUAAUAAUUUUUGUGACAUUUAUGUAUCAGAUUUUAAAUUUUGUACUUAUC